CAACGACCAAAGUCUCUGCACAAAGUUGCCAAUUUCGUCUUCGCUAACUCCACUCACAUACGUCACUCGCACGCACCCGCGACUCGCGAUUCACGAUUGCUGGACACGAUCCCACGUUCUGAAAGGAUCCGCCUCCAUUCGUUCGUAUCGAACACGCAAAAGACUAGCCAGCCAGCACCAGCCUCACCUUGACUCACGAGCAUUCUUUUUGCGUCUCGACCUUCAGCACCGGCAUACUGAACUCCCCCAAUCUCUGUCUUCAUCGCAAUCCAACUUUUUUCUGCCUUCAAGUUGCGAUCAGCAUGUCUCGAUACACUUCACAAUAUCACAGUAGGGGUCAAUCAGGAUCCACCACCGCACCACCUACCUACCUGUCCUACGGCGGGGCAGAGCAGGGAUUUGGGGACGAGAAGCAGAGCGGCAACAAUGCAUACAGGAACGACUCGGGCUUCGAUUCCAGUCGUGCAAUUGCGAAUGGCGGAGACCUUGGGCCUGCGCCUCACACUGCAGCCGCCGCAGCUGGCGGAGCAGGCGUCGGAGCAGGCGCAAAUGCUUACCUGCAAGAGCCCGAGACGCCUAGCCAGUACACUGAUCCUUUCGAGUACGCCUCCACUGCUGGAGCUGGCACGCAUAUAGGGCCAAGCGUCGUCUCCACGAGCGCUGGGGCUCAGCACGCCAACCUCACGAGGAAUGGCACCAUCACCACCCUUGCACCGCACGACAGCGUCAGCUCAUACAACGUCCCGUUUGGCGGAAGUCAGGCGCAUUCUGAUGCACCGCCUGUUCCCGCCGUCCCCGCACCGUACGGCAAUCAGGGCUAUGAUUACGACGACAGCUAUCAUGCCAGUCGGGGCUACGGAGGCCAUGGCUACCACGCUUCGCAAGCUUCCGUCGAUGAUUUUGCAGCUGCGCAUGGGGCUUACGGAUCCAGCACUCAAGCUUUACCGCUGAGGCAUCACGCAGGUGCAAUGGGAUAUGCAGAGGACGAAGACGACGAAUACAGGCAGAUGAGGGAUGGCGGAGGUUACGGCUACGAAGACAAAAGUGUUGCUGCCCAUGGGCCAGCCUUGUUCAGUAACGCUAUGCCACCGCCGCCGCGCGGCAAAGAUGGCGAUAUCGAGGAGAGGGGACUACUCGGACGCAUAGGCAAAGUAGGCGCAGGCUGGGGCGGAUCUGUUGAAGAGCAGAUCGAGCGCCGGAGAAAAGGCGUGGGCCGUCAGCGGUGGCCCAUACUUAGCUGGAUCCUUGCCAUCGUCUAUGUCGCGGUGUUCAUUGUCGAGCUCAUCAAGGCGAAGAGCGCCACGGGUCAAGCCAUCCAGACCAAGCCGCAAUGGAACCCAAUGCUGGGACCUCCCUUUGAAUUUCUGAUCUCGUUUGGCGCUCGCUUCGUUCCGUGCAUGCGGAGAGUCGCCAGCGUCCCGACCUCUACGCAGCUUCCUUGUUUGAAUCAACUCACGCAAGACGCCAAUUCAUACACGCAAGAUCAGCUCUGUCCUAUUUGGCAGCUGUGCGGCUUGCCUGAUGCCGACACUGUUGGACAAAGCUAUCGCUACGUGACGCCUAUCUUUCUCCAUGCUGGCUUCAUUCACAUCAUCUUCAAUCUGUUGGUCCAGCUGACGCUUUGCUGUCAGAUCGAGAAGCUGCUCUCGACGCCGCUCUACGGCAUCCUGUAUAUCGCAGGCGGCAUUGGCGGCAAUCUGCUAGGCGCCAGCUUUUCGCUGCCCGGCAUUCCAAGUGUAGGCGCUUCUGGUGCCAUCUACACCUGCAUCAGUGUCGAGUUGGUGGACCUCGUCUACAAUUGGGCGCACGAGUACAGAGCGAAGACUCGUCUGGUAAUGUCUCUGGUCUUCGCGGCAAUUGGAUUUGGUAUCGGCCUACUGCCUGGUCUGGACAAUUGGGCGCAUAUUGGCGGAUUUGUUGUCGGUACCUUGGGAGGCAUGGCUGUCUGCCCGAGUAUUCAUCUCACAAAGAAACAUCGCAUCACCAUUUGGGUGUGUCGAGUCAUCGGACUUGGCCUGCUCAUCGGAUUUUUCAUUGGCAUUGGCGUCACUGCCAAUUCGGAGGACCCCAGCAAAGCCUGCUCUUGGUGUCGUUACCUGACCUGCAUCCCUGCUUUCUCUCAAUGCCGAGGAACCGGCCUUACAACGUCGACCUCCACCAGCACGUCGCCGACGCGCCGUGCCCUUCUGGAUCUUUGACAACCUCGAGUAUGCAAGGACUCUGCUUCUAUAGGCGCCCGCCUUGUCGCUCUGUGUACAUAGUCUGCUCCCCCCUGCGAUCUGCUUCUCACCUUGCGACCCUUCGCUUGCAUCGCAGCUCACGAGCCCCAUCUGUAAUUCUCUCACGCACAAGGACCGCAACCCUGCACGGCGAGAACGCCGAUCCAAUGGACAGUGACGCUUGAAAUUAUCGCUCUCUAGACCAUGAGUUGCCCAUCAGCGUGCUGUGUACUGGACGGUACAGCUGUUCUGGUAAUGCCAAUCCGGCAAGUCUGGCUUGCUCAUGGCCCGGCUCUUGACGCGUUAGACAACUCAGAGCCGACCUUGCAUGGGAACGACCGCUCUUGGAUGAAAGUUUUGCAGUUCGCCCUAGCGACGGGCCAGGCUCGGUGGAUCAAGAAUGGUGCGCGAAUCUGAU
Ceraceosorus guamensis is the source of this 2637-nucleotide messenger RNA. Its product is annotated as rhomboid-domain-containing protein. Gene Ontology annotation, molecular function: serine-type endopeptidase activity. The transcript has 7 exons. Gene Ontology annotation, cellular component: membrane. The record is from RefSeq and is a predicted model, not a curated record. Lineage: Eukaryota; Fungi; Basidiomycota; Exobasidiomycetes; Ceraceosorales; Ceraceosoraceae. Bases 303 to 2198 code for a protein of 631 amino acids. Gene Ontology annotation, biological process: proteolysis.